Molecule: messenger RNA, 1775 nt
Organism: Mycotypha africana
Lineage: Eukaryota; Fungi; Mucoromycota; Mucoromycetes; Mucorales; Mycotyphaceae
Exons: 1
Coding region: 36-1685 (549 amino acids)
Source: RefSeq, a predicted model, not a curated record
UUUUUUUUUUUUUCUUUUUUAAUACUAUCACAGAAAUGCCUCCAAAAAAAGCUUCCAUAUUACUAAAGAGACGUUCUACAGCUACAGCAACGGACAAGAGUAGUACGCAAAAGACAGUGAAGAAAAAGAAACAACUCGUAGGAUCACCUUCUAUAGAUGAUUUAUCAGCUAAAAAAUUAGUACAAUUAAAUACACCACAAAGGAGGAAAAGAGCCGUCGCCAUAUCCACGAGCAAAAUUAUUGUUACUCGUCGACAACAACAGCAAACACAAAAUUCCGUUUCAGACGAUGAUAACUGUAGCCUUAGUGGUGUGAGUGAUAAUGGAAGCAGGAGUCAUAGUGAAAGUAGUGAUCACAGCAUCAGCAGUGGUAGUAAUUAUAGUAGUAGAGAACCGUCACCAUCCAAUUCCAUCACACUCAUCUCUGCUGCAACAGCGCUGACAAGAGCUUCAAAGGCAGCAGCAGCUACUCAGCAGCCGAUGAAGCGAUCGCUACGAGCGGCUUCCAAGGCCAUCGUGCAAAGGGAGAAAGAACGAGAAGAGCGUAAAAGAAAGUCUCCUUCUUCAUCACCGCCGCCAUCAGCAGCAGCAGCAGCAGCAGCAGCGCCUUCAAGCACGAAUUUGUCUUCAGCAAUAAUCACUGAAGCAGAAGCUGCAAAGUCUAGUGCUCCUCCUAGUACUACUACUACGAUAAAGAGGAAAAAGAGGAAAAUUAACGCACAGAAAAUUGUUCUACCUACCAGUCAAUCCACCGAUUCGAUUGAUAAUGUUACAGGAGACAUCAGUUGGAAUACUUAUUUAACCAUUUCAGAUAGCAACGCUGAAAUCAGUGCUAUAUCCAUUAAUAAUACGGCCAAACCCAUCAUAUCGACAUCUUAUACCCAUACUACCAAGAAAUCAUCCACUAUAACUACGAACAUACCCGCUACAGAAAAGCAACCAGCGACUGCAGCUUUAACUUCACAUACAAGAAAACAGCAACAAGCGAAUCAAUCUAAUAUACCAUCCUCAUCACCAGCACCUACGACACCUAUACCUACUUUGGAUUUAAGUCAUCAUUCGAUAUUACCCAACUCCAGUUAUAUUGCCCAUCUACCUCAUCCUUCUUCUUCUGCUGUAUCUGCGAAAGAGAGAGCCACGAGCCAGUCUCCCUCUGUUACCUCUUCUGAAGCUGGUGACGAUCUUGCUGAGCACCCCAAUGUUGUCAGUACUUCAACACAAGCUUCAACUGGGGAAAGUGAAAUCGAUGAGCUUGCUGGGGAAUACUCUAAUACAGCGACCCAACCAUCGGAUGCUUGUCCUUCUCUAUCUCAUACACAAACGAAUCCUAUCGAUACGACUAUACCAGCCAUGUUUGAUCACGUUCAUGUUAAGAAGGAAGAACAGGAAGAGAGCAUACCUCUCUAUGAAACAACUACUACUACUUCAGUGAAUAUGGAUAUAGAUGAGGAUGCAGAAUCAGCUGACGAUUUCUUUGAUGCAACGAACACUUUUGAUGGCGACGUAAAAAUGACAAACAUGAGUAAAGAAGAGGAAGACGAUGAAUAUUCCACAGCUACGUCAACAGCAUCGUCAUCAUCAUUGCCCGUUGUCAAGGAUAUAAAAGAGAAAAAUGAAGCACCCAAGACAUCCAUUAAAUAUGGCUUUUGGAACUCGUUGGUGAAAUCUUUCACAAGUAGCAAAUAACUUGCAUUGCUAUUGAAGUCCUACUCCUUCAAUGUACGUGUAUACAUACAUAUAUACCUAAUUUCUAUUCUAUUCAAAGCAAAAUAGCAC